Messenger RNA from Thelazia callipaeda (thelaziosis nematode), 456 nucleotides. Lineage: Eukaryota; Metazoa; Nematoda; Chromadorea; Rhabditida; Thelaziidae. The record is from the annotation of a GenBank genome assembly.
AUGCCACUCUCGAUAACUCCAGCAAUUAAAGAAAACAAUGAGUCUCCUCUAAAAUUUCUGAAGGAAAGACAAGAAGCAAAAGAAAGUGGUAGGAAUGCAAUAAUUGCUGGCUUGCAAGAACUUCGAGAACAGCAGAAGAAUGUCAUCAUGGAACUAACGAAACUCGAGGAUGACAGGCGUGAGCACGCACGUGUUAUAGAAGUAUUAAGAAAAAUGGAAACUGAUAGAAAAUGUUAUCGAAUGGUAGGCACAACACUGGUGCAACAUCAGAUCGGUACUGUUAUACCUAUAUUGGAAGCAACAUUGAGUAAUUUAAACAACCUAACCAGAUCGAUGAAAGAUAGUUUAAUGGAAAAAGGAAAAGAACUGGAGCAGUAUACCGAAAAACACAAUAUUCAUUUUGUCAGCGAAAAAGAACUAAGCAAGCAUUCUCAAAUCAGUAUUCCAAAGAAAUGA